AUGGACGACGGUGAGCUUGAGUUCUCGAAUCAGGAAGCUUUUUCGAAUUCGAAUAUGCCUGAAUUGCCUCUCAGCAACUGUUCCAUGGAUUCUUUCUUCGAUGAGCUUCUCAAGGAUUCUCAUGCUUGUACUCACACUCACACUUGCAACCCUCCGGGACCAGAGAACACACACACUCACACAUGUCUCCACAUGCACACCAAGAUCCUCCCCGCGCAGAGCGAAGACAAACUCUCCACCGACGACACAUCUGAAUCUUCAGGGAAGAAGAGCAACAAGAGACCUUUGGGGAACAGAGAAGCGGUUAGGAAGUAUAGAGAGAAGAAGAAGGCUAAAGCGGCUUCGUUGGAGGACGAAGUGAUAAGGCUUAGAGCUGUGAAUAAUCAGCUUUUGAAGAGGUUGCAAGGUCAGGCUGCAUUGGAAGCUGAGGUCACGAGGCUAAAGUGUUUGCUUGUUGACAUAAGAGGAAGGAUUGAAGGAGAGAUUGGUUCGUUUCCUUAUCAGAAACCUGCGGCUCCUUUCUCGUAUAUGAUGCAUCCUUGCAAUAUGCCAUGCGAUGUUGAUAACUUGUACUGCCUUCAAAAUGGGAAUACUGGAGGAGAAGGUGUUUCGAUGAAUGAGCAAGGGGUCAAUGGUUGUGAGUUUGAUCAGCUACAGUGCUUAGGUAAUCAGAGUUUAGCUGACAAGGAGAUCCCUGACUGUAGUAAUGGAAAUGGAACAUUCAGUGUUGAUGCAUCCGGUGCUAGUAAGCGAAAAGGUGGGACUCGAGCAGCGAAAGCAGUUUGA
Messenger RNA from Microthlaspi erraticum, 786 nucleotides. The record is from the annotation of a GenBank genome assembly. Lineage: Eukaryota; Viridiplantae; Streptophyta; Magnoliopsida; Brassicales; Brassicaceae.